Echinostoma caproni is the source of this 753-nucleotide messenger RNA. Lineage: Eukaryota; Metazoa; Platyhelminthes; Trematoda; Plagiorchiida; Echinostomatidae. The record is from the annotation of a GenBank genome assembly.
AUGAAGCCUUGCAAUUCAUUUACAACUCUCAAUGUUCCCUGGCUGAGUCAUCUGCAGCCAUGGUACAACGACGGAGUAUUGCGUUGUCUGCCUAUUCCUACGACAUCCACUAUCGCAGCGCGCAAUCCACAUGCAGACUAUCUAUCACGCCACGCCAUUUCGGAGCAGGCUUCUACGGCUGAUUGUCUACUCAUUCAACCGCUCCCGGCUUCUACGGCCGAUUGUCUACUCAUUCAACCGCUCCCGGUAAGCCGAUCUAAUCUAUUUCGCGAGACCAGGAAAUGUUACCGCGCUAUCAUUUCUUGUGUCCGUCGAGGUUGGCGAGGUGAUAUCAAGCGUCGAGUUCCGGAAUUCUAUAAACGUCGUAAGGAAAUUUCUGUGACGUGUGAUGAUGUCGUGUGCUACAAUGAUCGCAUUAUCGUACCUCCGACAUUACGUACUGCUGUUCGCAAUGACUUACAUUCCAUAACGCAGUACAUUCAACUACGAGACAGUCCAGCAAAGCUGUUUAAGAGUCGAGUACUUCGAACAAAUCUACAUUUGGAGUCUGCGGAAGUCGUGUAUCGUCGUGAUAACGAUCUACAACCCUCCAGGGGCAUUGUACCAGAAUACGGGACAAAGAAGGAAUUACAUCCCAGUACAAAUGUCGAAAACAGUACAGAAGAACCUAGAAGAUCUGAACGAUUACUGAACAAAGCCCGCUGUGAUUACAGAAAACUGGAGCUUCAUUCAAGCUGCGGUGACUGCUCAUGA